Messenger RNA from Naegleria gruberi, 1605 nucleotides. RefSeq lists its product as uncharacterized. The coding region runs from base 1 to 1605 and encodes 534 amino acids. The record is from RefSeq and is a predicted model, not a curated record. Lineage: Eukaryota; Heterolobosea; Eutetramitea; Acrasida; Naegleriidae. The transcript has a single exon.
AUGAGUUAUAAAACAGUGUUUAAAGCUUUAUUCGCACUCGUAAUAGUUGCUCUUUUACAGUCAGCCAUCUAUCUCCUAGUAGUAAAGAAGAGCAAUGUUGAAGAGUCUAGAGCAGCAAGUCCUUCAGAGAAGAAUCGUCCCGAGUUUAGUUCACCCUAUCAUCAUCAAAUGUUUUUAAAUUAUUCUUCGAGGAUAUUUACGGAGAGUGAUUAUUCUCAUCAACGUCCAGGAUUUUCCGAAAUUAUGAAACAUGAUUUGAAAGAGUUGUAUAAAUCAAUGAUUAAUGUGGAUGAUCAGGUGAAUAGAGCAUUAUCUAUUUCUCUGGAUCGUCCAAUUGAUUUUAGUAAAAUGGAUACGUAUAGAAGAAGGAUUAGAAGAUAUUUUGAAAAGGAUAGAGUUUGGGAUAGUUCUAUGCAUAAACAUCAAAUAACCUAUUCACCAUUUGAUUCAGUUGUGGUACCUGCAGAUUAUUUCCUUGAAAAUUAUCCAAUUUAUCGUAAUUUUGUACUUCCACACACUGAAAUUUACAUGUUGAGAGAAAAGAAUGUUCAUGCCAUCUAUGAUAAUGACUAUUCCACAACAUUACAAACUCUUGCAAAACAUAUAGUUGGAGAGGAGUGUUGGAAAAAAAAGAUUGUAAUGCUUCAUGAUACAUUUCAUUUCCAUUCUGGUGGACCUAGAAAAGUAGGAAUUACUUUAAUGUCUGCAUUGAAACUUAUUGGAAAGGAAUUUAUUUCUACUGAGGAUAUUGAUAGUCCUGAUGUAUUGAGUGCAGAUGCUAUGUAUUCCUAUCAUCCAAUUCAACAUACAAAAGUUGUUGAUAGACUUUUAAGAGAAAAGCUAAAAGACAAUUUCGUAUAUUUUGUUGGACCUACCAUAGCACCUGAUAUACAUGCACAUCAUUACAGUAGAUUGGGAGAUAAAGUUAGAGUUUUAACAGCUUCACAUUGGGUAAAAUAUCAUGACUAUGGUCCUGCUCUACCAAAAUCUAUGAAAUUAUUGGUUUAUCCAACACCAAUUAACACAAAAAUUUGGUCACCAAAACCAAAACAAGAACCUCCAAGUAUGGAUGGUGUAUUAUAUAUCAAGAAUUGUGGACAGGGAGCUCCAGAGACUGUUAAGAGUCUAACUGAAUCAUUAUUGAAGAAUAAUGCAUACUUUUCCAAUAGUACUCUCCAUUUUUUUGGUUAUGGUGGAUAUACUGAGCCACAAUAUUGGAAAUUAUUGAGAGAAAAGGCUAGAUUUGCUGUUGUGUGCGUAUCAACAGAAACUCAGGGCAUUGCUCUCGAAGAAAUGAUGUCCAUGAACAUUCCUCUCUUUAUUUUAUGGGACAAGGGAAAUUCUUACAGAGAGGCUGAUUCACCAACUUCUGUUCCAUAUUUCUCUGAAGGAAAAACAGGAGUAAUCUCAAAAUUUAGUGAGAUGCCUACUACUUUUCCUGAUUUCUUAAAAAAGGUCGAAACCAAUCAGUUUCAACCAAGACAGUACGUUGCCAAUGUGUUCAAUUAUUUUGAUUUGGCCGUUUCAUUUCUCGAUAUGGCUUGUAAUUUGAAAAGCACUUUCGAACCAAGAGAAGAAUAUUUAUCAAAAUUUAAAAACAUGUAA